Molecule: messenger RNA, 912 nt
Organism: Colletotrichum acutatum
Lineage: Eukaryota; Fungi; Ascomycota; Sordariomycetes; Glomerellales; Glomerellaceae
Product: mitochondrial glycoprotein
Exons: 2
Coding region: 1-912 (303 amino acids)
Biological process (GO): cytosolic ribosome assembly
Cellular component (GO): mitochondrial matrix
Source: RefSeq, a predicted model, not a curated record
AUGCUUUCCAUCAGAUCCGUCGCGCGCUCUGCGCCCAGAGCUUUCACCCGCCUUUCCCUCAGACAGACUGCGCGCCCUAGUGCCUUUAUCAAGGCCUCCUCAUGGAGCGCUGCCGUUCAGACUCAGCGCGCAUCAGCCUUCUCCAGCUCUGCCUUCAGGAAAUCUGCCGCCGGCGAGACCGAUGCUGAGCUCGUCGCCAAGCUCGAGAGCGAGCUUCAGUUCGAGGAGGAGGUGAAGCAGAACGAGCAGCUGCCCGCGAGCGUCAAGGACUUCAUCGACAACAGCCCCUUUGAGCUCCACGACACUCCUGGCAAGGAGGAGGUCAAGCUCACCCGCAAGUUUGGCGAGGAGAAGAUCACAAUCACUUUCUCCAUUGCUGACCUCGCCAACUACGACCCCGAGAUGUACGACCAGGACCGCGCCCUCGAGGACGAGGAAUUCGAGUCCGACGUCCAGAACCCCAACAAGCAGUCCGGCGUCCAGUCAUCCGGCGGCGCCCGCUCCGCCAACGCCGAGGAGCACCUCGAGGAGGAGGAGGGCGACCUCGACGAGGCCGCUCCCCCUUGCCGCCUGAGCAUCGUCGUCGAGAAGCCCGGCAAGACCCCCGGCGCCCUCAACAUUGACGCCACCGCUCAGGACGGCGCCAUCGUGGUCGACAAUAUGUUCUACUACGAGGACGGCAAGCUCGCUCACGCCUCCAACGCCGAGGUCGCCCACGCCCGCAGCGACAUCUACCCCGGCCCCCCCUUCGGCAGCCUGGACGAGGACCUGCAGAUCCUGAUGGAGCGCUACCUCGAGGAGCGCGGCAUCACCCAGGCCCUGGCCGUCUUCGCGCCCGACUACAUUGACGUCAAGGAGCAGCGCGAGUACGUCCGGUGGUUGAACAACGUCAAGGGCUUCGUCAACGCCUAA